CCAGAGGAAAGGCCGAGCCCAGAGCGAGCGGCCGCCUCGCGUGACGUGUCGGACGCCGCUGCUCCUCCGGUCUGUUGCGUUGGCAGACGGAGCCCAGGCGUCGCUGCGGCCGCCCUUCCUCGCCACGGACGCUCUUCUUCAUGAAUUAGUGGUGGUUGGCGCUCUGUUCGGGACACGAUGUGGAGAGGCACGUUGCUAGUGGCGGUGUGGGCGUGGGCGGGGGUGGCGAGGGGCUUCUACGUGCCCGGCGUGGCGCCCGUGGAGUUCAAGAGGAAUGCCCCCGUGGAGGUGAAGGCUGUCAAGAUGACGAGCUCGCAGACGCAGCUGCCCUAUGAGUACUACUCCCUGCAGUUCUGCCGGCCCAAGAACGGCACGAUCUACAAGUCUGAGAACCUGGGCGAGGUCCUGCGGGGCGACAGGAUCGUGAACACGCCCUACGAGGUGUACAUGGACCAGCCCACCCAGUGCCAGCUCCUGUGCCACGACCUGGGCAGCCCCAUCCGCUGGACCGAGCAGGAGGCCAGGGAGGUCGCCGACAGGAUCCGCCACGAGUACUACGUGCACCUGCUGGUCGACAACCUGCCCUGUGCCACCAAGUUCGUCAUGAUGGAUACCCAGGAGCAGGUGUACGAGCGGGGGUAUAAGCUGGGCUUCGUGCAGGACGACAAGGUGUACAUCAACAACCACCUGCGACUCGUCCUCUCCUACCACACGGAUGAUGAUGUGAACUUCCGCGUGGUGCGCUUCGAGGUGGAGGCGUCCAGUGUGGAUCUCUCGGAAAUUGGGGGCACUGUGGACCAGUGUUCCUUCCCGGUGAAGCACAAGCCACAAGAAGUGAAGCUCACGGGCACGAACAACCUCCUCUUUACGUAUGCCGUGGAGUGGCAGCGUUCGGACGUGAGAUGGGCAUCCCGCUGGGACAUCUACUUACAGAUGACAGACGUACAGAUCCAUUGGUUCUCUAUUGUCAACUCGCUGGUUGUGGUGUUCUUCCUCUCGGGUAUCCUCACCAUGAUCAUGAUCAGGACUCUGCGGCGAGAUAUUGCCAGAUACAAUGCUGACGAGAGUUUAGAAGAGACCUUGGAAGAAUCUGGCUGGAAGCUUGUCCACGGAGAUGUAUUCCGACCUCCGCGCUAUCCCAAGCUCUUCACAGCCCUGGUGGGAUCUGGUGUUCAAAUCUUCUGCAUGGCCCUCAUCACAAUUGUGCUGGCCAUGUUAGGUAUGCUCUCCCCAGCCUCUCGUGGUGCUCUAAUGACCGCAGGGAUUUUGCUCUAUGUUUUCAUGGGUCUCAUUGCUGGGUACAUGGCCGGUCGCCUCUACAGGACAUUGCGUGGCCAGCAGUGGAAGUCUGCUGCCUUCUGGACAGCUACACUCUUCCCUGCUUUUGUCUUCUCCACUUGCUUCUUCCUAAACUUCUUCAUCUGGGGAAAGCAUUCGAGUGGUGCUGUCCCAUUCACGACCAUGAUGGCCCUGUUCUCCCUGUGGAUCUGUGUGUCGGUGCCUCUGACCUUCAUUGGCUAUUACUUUGGAUUCCGCAAGCAGCCGUAUGAACACCCUGUGCGGACCAACCAGAUCCCGCGACAGGUACCGGAGCAGGUAUGGUACAUGCACCCUGUCCUAUGCCUCCUCAUGGCAGGAGUCUUGCCUUUUGGGGCUAUGUUUAUAGAGCUGUUCUUCAUCUUGUCUGCCAUCUGGGAAAACCAGUUUUAUUAUCUCUUUGGCUUCCUGUUCCUUGUGUUUGUCAUCUUGGUUAUCUCCUGUGGUCAAAUUAGUGUGGUAAUGGUCUACUUCCAGUUAUGUGGUGAAGACUAUCACUGGUGGUGGCGCAGCUUGAUCACUUCAGGUGGCUCUGCAGUCUAUGUGGCAGCAUACUCGAUCUUUUACUUGAGCACAAAGCUUGAGAUUACAGAGUUUGUUCCACUUCUAUUAUACUUUGGUUACACAGCCAUUAUGGUGGUGACUUUCUGGCUGUUAACUGGUACUAUUGGCUUUUAUGCUGCUUACCUGUUUAUUAGGAAGAUAUACGGUGCUGUGAAAAUAGAUUAAAGCAUCGUUCUUUUAGCCUGUAAUAGGGCAGUGUUUUACAUGCUCAUGGAUAGUUUUGCAGCAUCUUUGCUGUGCUAUAGAUCCUAUCAGUCUCUCUCUCUCAUAGAUAUUAGAACACUUGUGUUUCUCCAAAAUUGUUCUCAUCUUUUCUAAAGACUAUAAAAGUUCACAUCAUCAUUUAAAUGUCGUAUUAUUACUGAAUGCAUUUUGUGAUUUGUACAUACAAUAAAAAGUGAUACUAAGAAGUUGCAAACAAUGUAUAGGAAGUAACCUGAUAUCACUACCACUGGGAAUGGUUGUGUUUUUGUGGCUUUAUGUCUGCCUUGAGGAGUAAGAGCAAUUCCUCUCAUGAUUGUUAAAGAUUCAACGUGUGUCAUGAACCCUUGGGGUCCAAAUGCAAACAUUGUGCUCUUUUCAGUUGUAGCCUCAAGUCAUAUUCAGCCCAAAGAACUUGAAAGUCUUGGCUGAUUUUUUAAAAAGUUAUAAAGAUCCUAAUCACUUUCCAAAGUCAUAUCCAGUGAAAAUACUAUUCAGAGGUUUUUGAUUACAAAAUAAUAAAUAUUGAUGGCAAUGUCUUUGCUAAGAUUGCUUGGUAAUCAAUGCAUCACACUUUAUAAUUGUGAAGUCCCAUGCAGUAACUGACAUGAUCUUGUUGAUAUCAAGGCAUUGUAUAUUAUAUUACCUUAACCCACUUAUUUAUAUGUAUAGAAAAUAACCUAAUGCUUGAUUCAAGAUUGUAGAAGGUGAUUGAUUAAAACUAUCAAAGGAAAUUCAGUAACCAAUUUCAGCAAAUAAAGAUAAAAGACAAACAAAUAAAAUACAAGAGAUAAAUGAAUUACUUGCAUAUAUUUUUUAUUUCUCUCAGCUGCACUUUUUUUUUAUUAUUUGUUGUAAUUAUUAUUAUUUUUUAUUUGCUACCUCAAGAUAUUUCAGUGCUGUGCAUCAACCACCUCUUUGUUUAGCAUAUUACCAAUUUUCCAUACUUGCCAUUAAUGAACAAAGAUAAAUAGGCUGGAAAAAUUGAAGUAAUAUUGAUUAUUUGGAAAUUGAUGUUUACACAAUUGUAGCAGAGGCAUAUGCAUUUUUUUUUAGCUUGGUUAUUUUGUCCCAGUGUCUUUUGUCAUCAUUUGUGAAUACUUAAAGAAGUAGGAAUGCGACCUGGAGCCUUUGGCGUGGUUGAGCAGAACUUGGAGAGCAGGCGAGCUGAGGGAUGUAGAAAAUUUAGUCAACUAUUUAUCGGACGUCAUUUUUUUUUUCCCGCUUUGUAGAUAAUACGCAAUAUACAGAAUCACCAGGAUGAGUAUACAAAUGCAAGAGCAAAUUGCACUUGGCAUUAGGGAAAUACCCAACCAUUGAUGAAGCCCCGGAUGGCAUGGCUCCAUAUUUCUUUUAGUGUUGUGCUGAGUAUGGAGUGUAGCCAUUCCGGAACAUGAGGGAAGUUUGAUGUCAAAUUUUAGCACAUGCUAUGGCAUUAGCUAUGUUGCUAAGAAACUGUAUUUUUUAAUAGUAUUGAUAUUUUAAAGAAAAAGUUGAGUGACAAAUGGGAACUAAAGAUGUGAAAAUCAAGUAUUCACCAUUUAUUUAUUUAUUUUUUUUUCAUUACAUUUCCACACCAGCAGUAUGUUUCUUUAUCCGAAAGAUAAGUUGCUUGCAUACUUUCUUGGUAAUGUUUGUUACUGAUAGAGCCAUUUGAAAGAGGAACACCUCAUGACCUUGCUGUUAAAUUAUUAUUAUUAUUAUUAUUAUUAUUAUUAUUAUUAUUUUUUUUUUUUUAAAUCUCAUUAUGCAUUGGUAGCUUCCAAGACUUUUAUCCAUAUUUCUUGCUAAGAUUUAUCAUAGUGUGAUUUGUUUUUUAGCCUGAAUAAUGACAGGAUAGGUGUAGAUGAGAGUGCUUGCCAAGAGUGCAAGUUCUAGGCCAUGCUUAAGAGCAGUAGCACUUAACGAAAGAAAUUAUUUUAAAAGAAUGAAAAGAGGGCAUUAUGACCAUGAAUGGAGUAUUGUAUUUGGCGUGACUGUGCGUAAGAGGACAAGUAAAUGCCAUGAAUUGUGGGAUGUGGAUUUGCAUUGGGAUUUUAUGGUGUCUGAGAAUAUGAAUUUUAAUAUUUUGUGUGGUUGAACAAAUAGUUAUUAUAUUUAUUAGAAUUAUUAUUGUGAUUACGUUAGAUGGUACUGCCUUAAUGAUGCAAGUGUUUUCUGAAGAUUAUAUAGUUUUAUUGUAUUUUAAUUAUGGUGGUUACUAUGAACAUUAUUAUUGACAUUGCAGUGAAGAUGGUAUAUUUACUUUUUCCAUUCACUAUCAGUAUUUUUAUGGGUAAAUGUGUGUAUGUGUGCGUGUUCCUAGCUCUCCCUGGGUCUUGAAUAAUUUGAUAGAGAAUUAGGCUAAUGAUAUAACAUUUACACAUCAGAAUUCCACAUUUGCACUCAAUGUAAACUUUUGUCAAGGAGGUGCAAGUGCAAGAGUAAAGGAGAGGCAAGUACAGUGAGUUUCUUAAGACAUUGUCAGUAUGUUGCCAGUAUGUUGAACUCACUGGGUUUCACUGAAGAGCCAGCUUUUAUUAGUAAAUAGUACUUGUAUACAGCAUGUCAUUUUUUUUUUUUUUCUGAGAGGAGGCAUUUUGAGUGACCUUUUCCCAUAUGUAUUCAUGAAUUAACACUAUUUAUUUUGUGCUUUUUGUUUGACAUAUAUUUUUGGGGGGGAAGGUGUAAUCCAUUUUUUGAGAGAGAGUUUUUUGUUUUUGUUUUGUUUGCUACUUUUUAUCAACACAUUUUUUUUUUUAGAAUAAUUUCUAAACAAAAAAUCUAUGUUGUGCAUUGUACACUGCUUUUGAUAGUAACAUUCCAUUGGUGUGUUCCUGAUUUUUUUUUUGUUCCAAUCAUUCACAGAACAAUUGCUUGUAAAUUACGUAGAUAAAUGAAAUUUCUACUGAUCACUUAUUGGAAGAAUGGAUUCCUACCCCAUUUUGUGUGUAAGUUUUUGAUGUCUGAGAAGAGAGAAACGAUGAUUAAUUUUCUUUCUUUUUUCUCCUUUUUAUAAGUGAAAUGAGAAAGGUUAUUUGAGACUAGAUUUUCUAAAAGAAAGAGUAUUUCUUGAAUGCAGAAGUAGUAUCAUUUUUUUUUCUCACUCUCUCUCUGUCAUAGGUUUGCAUUAUGCACCAGGGGGGGAGAGUAAUGUAUAAAUAUCCUUAUAUGGCAUAAUAAAUUUUAUAUUAUUUUGUAGUUAUUGCAUUGACCAGUAACAGUUAUCUGAUCACACCUUUAUUCUCUCUCUUAUGUUUAUAACCUUUAUUACUAUUAUUAUCAUUAUUAUUAUUAUUUUUAAUGGUGAUGGACAUUCUCAUCUCAUGAUUAGUCUUGUGAUGCCAUUGUGGAAUUUCAAGCGUGUUAAUUACCAUAUCCGUAAUUUAAUUUGGUGGUGUGUUUGGAUGCACAGAGGUUUGUGCUUGUAUAUCAAAGGUUAUAUACACUUGUUUGCUUAAAUAGCAUUAAUAAUUUAGCUGUGCCCUCUCUUGAUAAUGUACAGUAUCUUAAAAAAAAAAGAAAAAAAAUCUAGGUUUUCUUUGAUAUUUUGCAUUGGCACACAAUGUGGGUAGAUUCUUAGAGAUAAACAGUACCAUAUAAUGUUGAUUGUUUAGAAUUUUUGUUCAUUGAUUUUCAAUGCACUUUGUGAUAUUAAAAUGAAAAUUGUA
Messenger RNA from Penaeus monodon (black tiger shrimp), 5732 nucleotides. RefSeq names its product transmembrane 9 superfamily member 4-like (gene TM9SF4). The transcript is spliced from 3 exons. Bases 178 to 2046 code for a protein of 622 amino acids. Lineage: Eukaryota; Metazoa; Arthropoda; Malacostraca; Decapoda; Penaeidae. The record is from RefSeq and is a predicted model, not a curated record. Gene Ontology annotation, biological process: protein localization to membrane. Gene Ontology annotation, cellular component: membrane.